Molecule: messenger RNA, 1119 nt
Organism: Formica exsecta
Lineage: Eukaryota; Metazoa; Arthropoda; Insecta; Hymenoptera; Formicidae
Product: odorant receptor 22c-like
Exons: 6
Coding region: 1-1119 (372 amino acids)
Biological process (GO): detection of chemical stimulus involved in sensory perception of smell; sensory perception of smell
Cellular component (GO): plasma membrane
Molecular function (GO): odorant binding; olfactory receptor activity
Source: RefSeq, a predicted model, not a curated record
AUGUCUAUUCUGAGUUUUUACAUGGUAAUACCGCAGUUGAUACAUGUGAUUCGUGUUUGGGGUAAUGUAGCUCUUAUGGUGGAAGAUAUAGCCGCCGCCAAUUUUGGUUUGAUGGUUUUGAGCAAGUUAUUCGUUACUUGGUAUCACAGCGAAACACUUCAAACAUUGAUGAUGUCAGUCAUGACCGAUUGGAUAAAUUCGACGAACAAGCGCGAACGAAAUACGAUGCUGAGGUUUGCGAGACGUGGCAGAAGCUUAUCCUUUAGAUGUUACGCAACCAUGACGAUCACAAUUUCUUUUUACAUAUGUCUUAAUCUUCUGAAACUUUAUCAAAAUAUUCAUCAGCCUCAACGCAGCUUCGUCUAUCAUUUCGUUUAUCCUUACAACGCCCAGAAGAGUCCGAAUUAUGAAAUCACAUUUGUCAUCCAACUUUCCGGUGGAAUAUGCACAGGACCAAUCAACUGUACUGUCGACAGCUUCAUCUCGAUGCUCUUACUGCAUGAAUGCGCGCAACUAUUAAAUCUACGAAUGGCACUCAACGAUUUGAUCGAUGAAUUAGCCAAUAAAUCUAUAUCCUACACGAAAUUUAAAGAAGGCUUAGCCGCGAUCGCUAUACGACAUAAACAUCUUAUGAGGAAUGUAAAGAAAAUCAACAACUGUUACAGCACAGUGCUAUUUAUAUACAUGUUAACAGCUACUUUUCAAUUAUGUUUUCAAACUUUUCGAGCUUAUACGAUAAUAACAGACAAAUUAGAUGUGUCUGUUUUCAAAGUGGCUUUUCUCUCGGUUUAUGUUGUUGCUACGUUGACGAAUUUGUACAUGUAUUGCUACUCGGCUGAAAAAGUCUUAACAGAGAGCACCAGUGUGGCGUAUAGCGUGUAUGAAAGCAAGUGGUAUAAUAUACCGGCCAAAGAUGCGAAGAACUUAAUGAUUAUUGCAUAUGGAUCUAUAAUACCGCUUAACUUAACAGCUGGAAAAUUCGGAAAUUUUUCGAUGGAGUUGCUCGGAUCAGUGAGAGACUUAUUCUUCAAAAUAUAUUAUUUUUUGUGUGAUGCUCGUACAAAUAAUCGGUUUAAAGAGAUACUCACAGAUGGUAGCGGUUUACCCUUCAUGUACUGA